This is a messenger RNA of Schizophyllum commune H4-8, 1720 nucleotides long. RefSeq lists its product as uncharacterized. NCBI's taxonomy places the organism in Eukaryota, Fungi, Basidiomycota, Agaricomycetes, Agaricales, Schizophyllaceae. Gene Ontology annotation, biological process: protein neddylation. The record is from RefSeq and is a predicted model, not a curated record. Gene Ontology annotation, molecular function: NEDD8 activating enzyme activity. The coding region runs from base 33 to 1601 and encodes 522 amino acids. Gene Ontology annotation, cellular component: cytoplasm. The transcript is spliced from 6 exons.
CUUGUUUCCAACACUCAUCUAACCUCAGCGCGAUGCAGCAGCAAGAAUCUCAGGAGAUUCCCCAGGCUACCACUGCAGUGAUUGUGGAUGGUCAGCCUGACAGCAAGACUAGGCGCUACGAUCGCCAGCUGCGAUUGUGGGCCGCCACCGGGCAAGCCGCGCUCGAAGAGUCGCGCAUAUUGGUCAUUUCCGGCACCGCAACCAGCACCUCCAUCCUUAAAAACCUCGUCCUCCCCGGCAUAGGCCACUUCACCAUCCUCGAUGACGCGCGGGUCUCCCCCGAAGACGCGGGAAACAACUUCUUCCUCGAGGCGCAGGACAGCAUCGGCAAGCUGCGCGCGGAGGAAGAGGUGCGCCUCCUGCGCGAGCUCAACGACAGUGUGGACGGGAAGGCGAACACAAAGUCGCUAGAAGAGCUUCUGGACAAGGACCCGGGCUACCUCACGUCCUUCAGCAUCGUGAUCGCGCACAAUCUGCCGGGCAGGCUGCUCACGCGCCUAGCGGACCUGCUGUGGGAGGCGGACAGCUCGCCGACGCUGGCGGUCGUGCGGUCCGCGGGAUUUGUGGCGGAAUUCUUCUUGCAGUAUCACAAUCACGCAGUGAUUGAGAGCCACUCGGAGACGAUGCCGUCGUUGCGCAUCUCAAAACCCUUCCCCGCGCUGCUCGAAUAUGCCGAGUCCCUCGACUUCGAGAAAAUGGACUCUACCGAUCACGCGCACGUCCCUUUCGUCGUCAUCCUCGUUCGCGCGAUGGAGGAUUGGAAGAACUUGCACGAUGGCAAGCCGCCACAAACGUACGCGGAAAAGAAGGAGUUCAAGGCCACCGUCCAGGCCAUGAAGAAGAAGUUUGACGAGGAGAAUUUCGACGAGGCGGAGGCGCAGGCAUAUCGCUGCUGGUCCGAGACUGGCGUGCCCAGCGAGGUGUCUGCACUGUUCGACGCGCCCGAACUCUCCUCCGUGUCCGCCUCCUCCCCACCCUUCUUCAUCCUCCUUGACGCGCUUAAGAAGUUCGUCGCGCAGCCGCCGCACGUCCUGCCACUAUCCGCCGCGCUGCCGGACAUGAAGGCGAGCACGGGGAGCUACAUUGAGCUUCAGAAGCUGUACAAGGCGCGCGCGCAGGAGGAGAAGGAGGCGUUCAAGAAGCUCCUCGCGCACCCCGUGCCGGAUGAGAUCGUCGACUCGUUCGUGAAAAACGCGCACGGGAUCAAGUUACUGCGCGGCGAGAAGUGGACAGAUGUGGACAAGAAUGGCACUGCGCUGGCGAAGGCGAUCACGGAGACCGAUGGGAAGGAGGUUGGAACGCACCUCGCAUUGUCUGCGCUGUCCAACUUGCUAGCGAAGACGCCUGAGGCGCAGAUCACGGUGGAGGCGCUUACCGAGGAGACGAAGGCGCUGCUUCCGCUGGGUACCACGCUACCAGAAGCAUUUGAGGCGGCUGUGGGCGAAGUCGCACGUUCACCAACGUCUGACCUUCCGAACACGGCGGCUUUCCUCGGCGGAUUGGUUGCACAGGAGGUGAUCAAGAUGAUCACGAAGCAGUACAUACCCAUCAAUGCCGUCUGCGUCGUGGAUCUCAUUGGCACUUGGACGGGGAUGCUCUAGGCGCGCAUCUGCGAGCAGUGGUUACGAGCGUCGACCAGUACGCGCCUGCGAACGACAUAGACCUACACGAAUUGUACACUAUCCAUACUGACUUGCAUAUCUGUUGAUGUUGUCCGAGG